AUGUCUUUGAACAGUGCUUUCUACACAAUAUUAUUCAGUCUCCCUUUCUUUUUCUGUCUUUCUCACUCUGCAUUUCUCUUUUUCAAUAUUUCUCUUUCUGUCUCUCUCUCUUUUCUCUAUCUCUCUCCCCCUCCCUUUCUCUGCUAUACUUCACUUUUCUCUCUCUUUCAAUUCCCUCAACUUCCGUUUUUUUUUUUCUGUCGCCGUUGUUACGGUAUUUCUGUCCAAUUCUGUUAUUUUCUCUCACAUUGCCCUCAUAAUCUGGUCUUUCUUUCUUUCUUUCUUUCUUUCUUUCUAAGCUUUUCUUUCUUUUCCCCUAAGGGGUUCUGUCACUGUUGUUUCUGUAUUUCUGUCCAAUUCUGUUUUUUUCUCUCACAUUACCCUCAGAAUCGGGUAUUUCUCUUUCCUUCAUUCUUUCUUUCUUUCUUUCUUUUUUCUUUCUUCCUCUCUCUCUUUCUUUCUUCUCUCUCUCUUUCUUUCUUCUCUUUCUCUCUUUUUAAGCCUCUCUUUCAUUUCCCCAAGUUUUAUCACUCUCUGUUUUUCUCUAUAGCUUUUUUUUUCUCCACCUCUCUCUCUCGAUCUCUCACAUUCUCUUUCAUUUGUUUUUAUUCUCUGUCUUCUUUCUCUCUAUUUUCUUUCUUCCUCUCUCUCUUUCUUUCUUCUCUCUCUCUUUCUUUCUUCUCUUUCUCUCUUUUUAAGCCUCUCUUUCAUUUCCCCAAGUUUUAUCACUCUCUGUUUUUCUCUAUAGCUUUUUUUUUCUCCACCUCUCUCUCUCGAUCUCUCACAUUCUCUUUCAUUUGUUUUAUUCUCUGUCUUCUUUUCUCUCUUUCUUUCUUUUCUCUCUCUUUUCUUUCUUCUCUCUCUCUUUUCUUUCUUCUCUUUCUCUCUUUUAAGCCUCUCUUUCAUUUCCCCAAAGUUUUAUCACUCUCUGUUUUUCUCUAUAGCUUUUUCUCCACCUCUCUCUCUCGAUCUCACAUUCUCUUUUCAUUUGUUUUUAUUCUCUUUCUUCUUUCUCUCUAUUUUCUUUCUUCCUCUCUCUUUCUUUCUUCUCUCUCUCUUUCUUUCUUCUCUUUCUCUUUUUAA
Acanthosepion pharaonis is the source of this 1083-nucleotide messenger RNA. Lineage: Eukaryota; Metazoa; Mollusca; Cephalopoda; Sepiida; Sepiidae. The record is from the annotation of a GenBank genome assembly.